Molecule: messenger RNA, 699 nt
Organism: Mytilinidion resinicola
Lineage: Eukaryota; Fungi; Ascomycota; Dothideomycetes; Mytilinidiales; Mytilinidiaceae
Product: DnaJ-domain-containing protein
Exons: 4
Coding region: 1-699 (232 amino acids)
Source: RefSeq, a predicted model, not a curated record
AUGUCCACCCCACCAGUGGACUACUAUGCGUCUCUGGAAGUCGACCCCAAAGCAACCCAGCAACAGAUUCGGGAUGCCUACAAGAAAGCCGCCCUCCGCUACCACCCCGACCGCGUCCCCUCCGACUCCCCCGAGCGCACCGCCCGCACCAAGAAGUUCCAGCAAAUAAACGACGCCUACUACACCCUCAGCGACCCCACGCGCCGCCGCGACUACGACGCGGCCCGCACCUACCACGACUUCGGCGCACCCCCAUCCGCCUCCCCAGACUACGACGAAGAGGUCCCGCGGCCCUCUGGCGGCGGUGGCGGUGGGUUUCCGUGGUCCGCCUUCGGUUUCGGCAGCGGUAGUGGCACCCAGCCGUCUGCGGAGGAGCACAACCGCUUUUCUCAGGAGCAGUUUGGCGGGGUGUUUGAGGAGAUGCUGCGGGAGGAGGGUAUGGCGGAGGGGGAAAGGGCGGCGCCGACGGGGAAGUUCUGGAGUGUGGUUGGGGGACUGAGUGGAGGGGCGAUGGGGUUUAUUGUUGCGAACUUCCCGGGGGCGCUGGCUGGGGCGGUUGCUGGGAAUAGGUUGGGGGCGGUGAGGGAUGCGAGGGGGAAGAGUGUGUAUGCGGUGUUUAAUGAGCUGCCGCAGGCGGAUAAGGCGAGGUUGUUGAGUGAUCUUGCCGCGAAGGUGUUUGCGCAUGCGGUGGGGUCGUAG